CUCUGAAUAAAAAAAUGCGUAUAUAAUUGUUAAAUGGUGCAACCAUUAAAACGAAGCCAACUACUACUCUAAAAUCGCGUUCCACCCUCACUUUUCAGUUCUCACACCCAAACAGAAAUGGCUUGUCUUCAAUUCCUUCCGCAAGCGCUAUCAGAAACCCCUUCCAAACUGCUUCACCGCCGAUUCCAUCGCCACUGCCUCGUUGCUAAACGCACCUCUCUCAGCGGCUCCAACCAAUCUGGGGACUCGCUUCAUUCUAAAACUCAAGUGUCUCGUGUUCCGCUUUUGACUUCCUCGGAGGCCUAUGAAAGGCUAAAAACGUUCAGAGGAAAGAUAAAUGGCAAGCAACAAUUCCUUGCCAUGUAUUCUAGUAUAUUUGGUGGGAUAACAACAGACCCAGCUGCUAUGGUUAUUCCCAUGGAUGACCACAUGGUCCAUAGGGGCCACGGUGUAUUUGAUACUGCAGCAAUAGUGGACGGAUACUUAUAUGAGCUAGAUCAACACCUUGACCGCUUUUUAAGUUCAGCAUCCAUGUCUAAAAUAGAUCCCCCAUUUGAUCGUGGAAGCAUACGAAGAAUACUCAUAGAAACUGUAAGUGCUUCCAAGUGUAGAAAAGGGUCACUAAGAUAUUGGCUCUCAGCAGGACCUGGUGACUUUCAGUUAUCACCCUCUGGCUGCCACCAAUCAAGUCUUUAUGCAGUAGUAAUACAGGAUCUGUCACCAUCGUCGCUUAAUUUCAAGGGAGUUAAAGUCAUUACUUCAUCUAUCCCCAUUAAAGACCCCCAGUUUGCUAUCACUAAGAGUGUGAAUUAUCUUCCAAAUGUGCUCUCAAAGGUGGAAGCUGAAGAAGCUGGUGCUUUUGUGGGCAUUUGGCUUGAUGGGGAAGGUUUUGUUGCUGAAGGGCCUAAUAUGAAUGUGGCUUUUGUCACUAAAGAGAAGGAACUUAUAAUGCCUUACUUUGACAAAAUUUUAAGUGGCUGCACCGCUAAGAGAGUUUUAACCCUUGCUGAGAGUUUGUUAAGGGAGGGUAAGCUUAAGGGAAUAAUGGUGAAAAAUGUGACUGUUGAGGAAGGUAAGAAAGCGGAUGAAAUGAUGCUUCUUGGCAGUGGAGUUCUUGUUUGCCCUGUAGUGCAGUGGGAUGAGCAGGUUAUUGGUGAUGGUGAGUGCUUUAUUUUUACCAUCUGCACCAAAGAAUGAUAUGAUUUAAUAUAUGCAAUCAAGUAAAUUCUAUGUAUGCUUUUCAAAGGUUUUUCUGAGGCCUGAGUUUAGAUGAUUCUAUUCUUUUUGUUUCUUGUUAUUCUGUUCUUUAAAGUUGUGACUGGGAUGCAUAUUCUUUCCUGUUAGUAUUUUCCAAACAGACUUGUAUUUAUUUUAUUGCUGAUUUGUGAGCUUCUGAUAAUAAUAGUAAAUGUUGGAUUCUACUUUCUAGAAU
Messenger RNA from Cajanus cajan (pigeon pea), 1432 nucleotides. The record is from RefSeq and is a predicted model, not a curated record. NCBI's taxonomy places the organism in Eukaryota, Viridiplantae, Streptophyta, Magnoliopsida, Fabales, Fabaceae.